Polistes canadensis is the source of this 4539-nucleotide messenger RNA. Its product is annotated as cilia- and flagella-associated protein 43-like. Gene Ontology annotation, biological process: cilium assembly. Gene Ontology annotation, molecular function: protein binding. Lineage: Eukaryota; Metazoa; Arthropoda; Insecta; Hymenoptera; Vespidae. Gene Ontology annotation, cellular component: axoneme. The coding region runs from base 55 to 4539 and encodes 1494 amino acids. The transcript is spliced from 17 exons. The record is from RefSeq and is a predicted model, not a curated record.
AUUUCUUCAAAACAUUCUCUUUGUGAACUGUCUUGUACAACAUAAUUGUGAAACAUGGAUUAUUCAAUAACACAAACGAAAUGGGUAAAAUUUGGAGAAAUUCGUGAUUUCGUGUUCGUUGGAAAAGAUAUCCUUGCAACAGCUUCAGGUUUGCACGUUCGUUUUUUCAACAUGAACACAAGGGAAAAUAAAAUAGAAAUUUUCAACGAUCAGACUAGAGGCUUCGGCGUAUCAAUUUUAUCAGGACAUCCGACUGUGCCGGUAUUCUCCGUGGCAGAUAAACACUCUAAUCCUACCAUUAGAGUAUUCACUUAUCCAAGAAUUCAUAAAAUAUCAUCCUGUACAAACGCGGAAAAAUCGAACGGGUAUUUAUCAUGUACCUUUGCUGGUACUGAUUAUCUUUUAGGAUUGACAAGUUUUCCAAAUUUUCAACUUGUUCUUUGGCUAUGGCAAACUGGAGAUAAAUUAUUUGUAAUAAAUACCGAACUGAAAGACCUUAUUCAAACGAUCGCAUGUUCGCCAUUUUCGCCUCACGCAAUAGUGCAAUUUGCCUUAAUCACUGGCAAGCUCGUUGUUUAUCAAAUGUGCGUGUGUUCGAAGAUCGUUACCUUAUACCCGAUCAAAAUCAAAUCUCAGGAAAAUAAAUUAACGUCCGUUUGCUGGACAAUUGAUGGUAAUCUAUUGUUCUCUGAUGAAUUUUGCAAAGUCUGGUCGAUGAGUGCUGAUGGUAGCAAUCAGAACAUUCUCAUAGAAGGAAAUUCAAAAUCAAAACCGCUGAAGAAUCGUUUACCUUUCAUCGUUACUUUUAAAGAUGGUCUACUUCUCGUGAAUACUCUACUAAAUGAAAUAGCAGAACACUCGCUUCCUCUUCGAGCAAAAUCACAUAAUCAAAGGGACAGUGUAUUGGUUUAUGAUGAGUGUGGACGAAUAACGGAGAUUAGUGUUCUAAACGAUCAUGUUCCACGUUUAGAAAUACUUUAUACGGAUGACGUUAAAUACAAAGAACUUUUAGCGAUAGCAUCACGAUCAACUUAUUUCGCAGCUAUUGAUGAAUUUCAAUAUUUAAACAUUAUUGAUACCUCAGCAGGAAAGAUUGAGACUAAGCUCGCCUUGAAAUUACACGGUCAAGUUGUUUGUGCAAAAGCACAUCCCAAACUGCCGAUCAUUUUCACUAGCAGUAUUACUGGAAAUUGUUUGUUUAUUGAUGUCUUCACGAAUACACCGAAAAUUUUAACAUGUUUCCACCUGCAUAAAAUGUCUUUAGAUAAAAUGACAUUUUCUAGUGAAGGAAAAUUCUUAGGAGUCGCAAAUUCUCGUGAUGGACGAAAUAAAUUGAUAUUAUACGUGUGUAAACUUAGAGACAAUCUCGAAAAGAAAAUAGAAUGUGUAAUAGACCUAUUAAAUUCAUUUAAAUCUCUACAGUAUGGUCCAAAAAGAAACAUAGAUAUUAUAGGUAUACCAUACUUGUCUAAACAAUUACAUCGAAUGGAAAUAAAGAAUGAUUUUAACGAUGUCACUCUCACAGAAGCAUUACCAACGAUGCAUGAAUUAAAAAAUAUUGAAGUAGACAUAAAUUGUGAUAGUCUUAUAACUUUCGGAUACGAUGGUCUAAUCGUCAUAAGAAAUAGUACAAAUCUUCGUAUGAUCUAUGGUAUUUUUAUGGCUCAUCAUCGAAAGGAAAACGGUAUCAGAUCAGCAAAAAUAAUUAGCGAGACGAUUAUAUCGCUCGGAAAAAACGGCGAUCUAAUAGCCAACAAAUUAUGUCGUCGUUACGUGCAAUUAGAGACAAUCUCGAUCAACGCUGAUUCACGAUUCUUCAAUUCGUUCAAUUUUAUUUUCGAAUCUAACAAAUUAAACGAAGAAAUGUCUACUCGACAUACAAUUUUCUUGGAAUUGAAUAAACUAAAAAGCAAAAUUAAACAAUUGCUUGAUUUAAACGAAAGAGAAACGAUUCUUACACGUUUGCCGAUUUCGUCAUAUGAUUUGGAUGAGGAGUAUAGAAGGUAUCGAAUUAAAAGGGCUGAUUUAGAACGAAAAGAAUUGAAACGACGUUACGAGGAAGAAAUCGAAGCACGAAAUAAAGUUUGUCAAUAUUUGAGACAAAUAUUUUGGGAUCCUGAACGCGUUCAUGCUUGCUGUCUUAAAUCAAUAUUUGGUGAAAUCAUUGUUGAAAAUUAUCCUUUAAGUAUAAUCAACGUCGAAAUAGAUGAUUUUCGAAUGUCCGAAGGAUACUCGAUGGAAAUUCUUGAUAUCGUUUCCAGGUUAAAAGAAUACAAAAGUUCCGAAAGUAUUGUUUCAAAUAAAGAAGAUGUGAAUAGUUUUAAAGAGGAAAGAAGAGAAAAAAACACGAAACAGGAAACCAACUCAAUAGAUCGAUAUUACGAAUCGGCAACGAAUGACGAAAGAUUACUCUUAUCGGGAACAAGUACUCAUAAUUGGAUUAAUAACGAGACACUUAACUUAACUCACCAGCUAAAACGAUCGCAAGAUUUAUUACUUAAUGGAUUCAAUAAAAGUAGUUUUUUUAGAAAUCGGGAAUAUUUGUUGAUGAAUCAUUUCAACGAAUGUUUUAAUAAAAUGAGAUUAUUGAAGGAACGAAAAAUGGAAAUAGGGAGAGAACACGAAGAGAAAUUAAAACAUUAUACCUCCGAGAUAAACGUUAUGUUCGAAAAAAAGUGCACGAUCGAAUCUGUGACAUUACCAGUCUGGCAUCAUUCCGAAAUACCCGAUUAUGUCAUUACAAUUGAGGACAAGGCUAUACCUUACAUUCAUCUAAGGAAAGAAUCUUCUAACGAUAAGUAUCAAAAUAUCAAUGAGUACAAUUUACAAUUGUAUUCGAAAGAUUAUGAUCUGUACAAGGAAGCUCUUGAAAGGAUGAUGUAUGGUGUCUUAGAACUUAGGUGGGAGGAUGAGAUAAAAAACGAUAUUCCCAAACCUGCUUGUCUGGUAAAAAAUAAGUCACCCUCAAAAUAUACUUCAAAAGAUAUAAAAGCCUUAGAAUCGUAUAAAAAUAAAAUGGAACGUUUGCAAUCAGAGCGGAAAAAGUAUCGAUCGAUUUUGGAAGCUGAAAGGAUAAAAAUAAAUGAUAAAAUAAGAAAAUGCUUUAUGUCAUUUGAUGAAAAACUGAAGAAUUUCAAAAGGAAAAAGAUUGCUAUAGAUUCCUCGAUUCUCCAAGAAAAACUCCUAAGACUUUAUGAGAUGCAAAGAAUUCAUCAUAUACGCGACGAAGUUUUUCAAAUCACUCAUUUCAAAGAGAAUACAAUUGCGAAAGACGCAGAAAAAGUGCAAAAACACGCGCAAGAUUGUUUAACUUUUGAAACGAUUGUUAAGGAGUUGAAAAAUCGAUAUGAAAAUCUGAUUAAGCGUGAGAAAGCCCUCGAAGGAAAGUUUCAUGCUGAAUUUGUUGACCUUAAGCAACUAAUAAUCGAACAUUUGUUAAGGCAUUACAAAAAAAGACCGAGGAUCGGUUAUCUUACGUGCACAUCUAUAACGUACCUAACGGAAUUAGGAAAGUGUGUCAUCGGGAACAACAAAUCCGAAAUAUUACCGAUUGAAUGUUCAAAUUUUCUUCGAAAUCUUCAGUCUCUUGAUUCGAUACCAGAAAAUGUCUCUACGUUUAUAGAUGAUGCUCAUUGGAGAACAAUGUGUAGAUUAAGAAGAUUAAAAAUCGAGAUCGAGAUAAAGGUCAGAUGCUGUAUCGUGGAAUUAGCCGAAGGCGAAGAAACUUUGAUCUUCUAUCAAAAAAACAAACAAGCUGCGCAAAACAAGUUUAACAGAUCAAAAGCGGAGUUGGAUAAAAGAGAAAAAGAAUUUGAUCGAUAUGUCGAGGAUAAGGAGAUACAGCUUGUAAUGAAGAUGGGACAAGUUGAGGUACCACUUCGAGGUCAAGGUUUUCAAGAUUUCACGGACGUCGUGUUGAUAUCACGACAAGCAUUCCUCUCAACGAAUGAACAAAUCGAAAAAGCAGAUAACCAAAAAUUCACAGCUAUGAAGGAGUCCGUCGAUUUACGAAAGAAAAUAUCUCAUGAAAAAUGGCGACACGAGUAUUUAUGGCACACAUUGAAAUAUCUACAAGAGGAAUUAAAAAGUCUUCGCGAAAUCAAAAUAACGAAAGACUUACAGAAAUACUUGGGGAAACUCCCGACCGCGGGAAAUCCAAGAAAUGAAUACGAAGAUAUCGAACAUAAUUCACGUGCCACGGCAGGCCGCUAUGAACAAUUACUGGAUAUCGAAAGAAACCGUCUCGAAAAAAUAACUAAGGAUAUAGAAUAUUGGCGAAUAAGGAAUAUUGAAUUGAGAAACAAAAUAGAACAUUUCAAAAUCAAAAAUCGAAAAUUGUCUUCACAAACUCUAGAGCCAUUGAGAAAGAAGAAUGAUAAAUUUCGUAGAAAUAAACUCUUUGUCAUUAUGAAAAGAACCGAACUCGAUAAGAAGAUAAAAGAAAAUUAUGACGAGCUAUUGAUGUUACAUUCGCAAUUAGAAUCAUUAAGACUUCGAAUUUAUCCGACUCUACGAUUCAAUAAAUUACAUUUUCCGUAA